Linum tenue is the source of this 3579-nucleotide messenger RNA. The record is from the annotation of a GenBank genome assembly. NCBI's taxonomy places the organism in Eukaryota, Viridiplantae, Streptophyta, Magnoliopsida, Malpighiales, Linaceae.
AUGGGCGACCGCCCUAAAGCCGAUGCUCCACCUUCCGCACUCCACCGCAGCUUGCUCCACCGCGCCACCGGCAGCCUAAGACUCGCGGCAGAUUCCUUGGUCUACAGCUACCACAGGAGCUUCAACGGCUUUGCUGCCAAGCUGACUGAGUCCCAGAAGGACAAACUAGCCGGGUACAAAGAUGUGGUGUCUGUGUUCCCUAGUGAGAUGAAAAAACUCCACACGACAAGAUCAUGGGACUAUCUGGGUUUCCCCCAAAACGUCACGAGAGCAACCGUGGAGAGCGACAUCAUCAUCGGAAUGCUCGACACCGGAAUUUGGCCCGAGUCCCAAAGCUUCAACGAUUCAGGUUACGGCCCUCCUCCAAAGAAAUGGAAGGGCACCUGCCAGUCCUCUUCCAAUUUCACCUGCAACAAAGACUCCAUAGGCCACGGGACCCACACAGCAUCCACCGCAGCCGGCAGUACGGUGACACCCGCCAGCCUCCUCGGCAUUGCUUCCGGGACGGCCCGAGGAGGCGUGCCCUCCGCUCGAAUCGCCGUUUACAAGAUCUGCUGGGCCGGCGGCUGCUCCGAUGCCGACAUUCUAGCGGCGUUCGACGACGCCAUCGCCGACGGAGUCGACGUAAUCUCGCUCUCCGUUGGUGGUUCCGCAAAGGAUUAUUUUGAGGACUCCAUUGCUAUUGGAGCUUUCCAUUCGAUGAAGAACGGGAUUCUCACUUCCAACUCAGCUGGCAACGAAGGCCCCGGUCUUAAAACGAUCUCCAAUUGCUCUCCUUGGUCGCUCUCUGUGGCUGCUAGCUCCACUGACAGGAAGUUCGAAACAAAUGUGAAGUUGGGUAACGGCAAGGUUAUCACGGGGAACUCUCUGAAUACGUUCGAGCCUGGUCAGAAGAUGUAUCCCAUAAUCUACGGUCGCGAUGCUCCAAAUAAGACCGCUGGUGGGUCAUUGGACAAGGAUCUCGUGAAAGGCAAGAUUGUGUACUGCGAUGAUGCUACCGCUUCCGGGUUGGGACAGAUAGACGCCGGCGCCGUUGGCUCUAUAAUGAAAUCUUCUUCACCUUAUGGAGAAUUGGAAUCUCCUUUUCCUCUACCCGUUUCUCUCAUGGGUGCCGCUACUGGAGAUAAAGUUUUGGAAUACAUAAAUUCCACUAAGAACCCAACUGCAGUCAUAACGAAGACCACCGAUUCCACAGAUUCUAAUUCAUCAUCCCGUCAUCCGGACUUGACGGCACCAGGAUUGAACAUCUUGGCAGCAUGGACUCAAGCAAACCCUCUGACGGAUCAACCCGGAGAAACGAGAAUCGUCCCGUACAACAUCAUCUCCGGAACAUCCAUGUCCUGUCCGCACGUGUCGGGAGCCGCAGCUUACGUUAAAACAUUCCACCCUACGUGGUCUCCCGCGGCCAUUAAGUCUGCUCUAAUGACAACAUCUCGUUCGCUGACCGUCAAAGACAAUGCCGACGCCGAGUUUGCGUACGGGUCGGGCCAGAUCGACCCAUCAAGAGCUGUGGACCCUGGGCUGGUAUACGAUGCCGGGGAGAGUGACUACGUGAAGUUGCUCUGCGGCCAAGGAUACACCACGAAACAGCUCCGACUUGUGACGGGAGAUGAGAGUGUUUGUUCGUCGACGACGAAUGGAACAGUGUGGGAUCUUAACUAUCCUUCUUUCGCUCUGUCGUCGUCAACGCCUGCGAACAGUGUAACCCGAGUGUUUCGUAGGACCGUCACGAAUGUUGGGAAGGCGGUGUCUAGCUACAAGGCGACGGUAAAUGGGCCGUCGGGGCCGUCGGGGCUAAAGGUUGAAGUUGUGCCGGACGUGCUUAACUUCAAGAGUGUUGGGGAGAAACAGGAGUUUGUUGUGACGGUGACGGCUGGAUUGGGGAUCGUUACGCUCUCUGGUUCGCUGGUUUGGAGUGAUGGCAGUCACGUGAUGUUCAUAGUGUACAUGGGCGAUCGUCCCCACAACAUUGAAACUCCUACAGCUGCUGCUUCUGCUGUUCACAUUAGCCUCCUUCACAAGGUUACUGGCAGCGUGAGCCUUGCUUCGGAGUCCUUGGUUUACAGCUACAGCAAGAGCUUCAAUGGCUUUGCUGCCAAGCUGACAAAGGCCGAGUCAGAGAAACUGUCUGGACACGAAAGUGUAGUGUCCGUUUUCCCCAAUCGAUUGAGACAGUUACACACGACCAGAUCAUGGGAUUUCAUAGGCUUCCCCCAGAAUGUCACGAGAACGACUGUGGAGAGCGACGUUAUCAUCGGAAUGCUCGACUCCGGAAUCUGGCCGGAAUCUCAAAGCUUCAACGAUUCAGGCAAGAUAAUUGGAGCUAGAUUCUAUCACGCCGGUGAAGACUUCAAGAAUGGCGAAAUCCCAUCUCCUAGGGAUUCCGAUGGUCACGGGACUCACACCGCAUCCACGGCAGCAGGCAACACAGUGACUCCGGCCAGCCUCUUCGGCCUCGCCUCCGGGACAGCCCGCGGCGGCGUUCCUUCCGCCCGAAUCGCCGUCUACAAGAUCUGCUGGGAAGAUGGCUGUUCGGAUGCCGACAUUUUAGCAGCUUUUGAUGACGCUAUUGCUGAUGGAGUCGACAUUAUCUCCUUGUCGGUCGGAGGAAGCUUGAACAAGACAUUGGUGCAAGGCAAAAUUGUGGUUUGCAACGGUGUCAACCAAGGGACUGAGCAAGUUAGAGUGGGUGCCGCCGGUUCCACAAUGAUUCCUCCUCCCAAAACUGUUAAUCUACGUGAGGUGGCAUAUCCAUUUCCUUUACCUGUUUCCAUCUUGACCCAUGCCGAUGGAGUUGACCUUUUGGAGUACAUCAACUCAACCAGGUACCCGGACCUUACAGCACCAGGAGUCGAUAUCCUGGCAGCAUGGUCUGAAGCCACCACCAUAACAGGACAAAAUGGGGACACGAGAAUCGUCCCGUAUAACAUAAUCUCCGGCACUUCCAUGUCUUGUCCCCAUGCCUCAGCAGCAGCAGCUUACGUUAAAUCGUUUCAUCCUGCAUGGUCUCCGGCCGCCAUCAAGUCUGCUCUGAUGACAACAGCUCGUCAACUAAGCGUCGAAGAUAACAGUGAUGCCGAGUUUGCAUACGGGUCGGGCCAGAUCGAUCCGAUAAAGGCCGUGGAUCCAGGAUUGGUAUAUGACGCCGGGGAGAUCGAUUACGUUAGGAUGUUGUGUGGGCAAGGAUACAACCUUACACAACUCCGCCUUGUCACCGGAGACCAGAGUACUGUUUGUUCUGGAACUACCAGAACCGUGGGGGAUCUAAACUACCCUUCUUUUGCUCUAUCGUACGAUAAACCUACGUCGAUCACUCGCUUGUUUCGUAGAACCGUUACGAACGUGGGACCCGCACCGACAACGUACAAGGUCUUCAUUGAUGUCCCAGAGGAGCUCGAGAUCCGAGUUGAACCAGAGGUGCUCUUUUUCAAUGAGACCGGAGAGAAGCAAUCGUUCGUCGUGAUUGUCACGGCUGCGCUGGAAACAAGCAUGUUAUCUGGCUCUUUCAUUCUGAGUAAUGGGAUCCACCUAGUGAGGAGUCCGGUUGUUGCGUUUGUUUCGGGACAAGAGGAUAUUUAG